AACUGAAAGUUUUUGUAUUCAGUAGAACUAAGUAAUUUUGAAGUUUUCUGUGUUUUAACGAUAAGUGCGAGAAACAUUACCGAAAUAAGAGCAGAAUUACAAAAAUGCAAAAGUAUUUACUGCUGAUAGUUCUGAUUUUACCUGUUGUAUGGAGUGUUCCGGUUCCUGCGGCACAGAGUGACAUUGCUUCGCAUAUUGUCAUCGUGACACCACAAGCCCAAGUACAUUUAGAACCAGCAAUCAAAUAUGAUACGUCAGCAUUCGUUCAUCAUCUCUCGCCUUUAGCUCGAAUCGCAAGUCCACAUGAGGAAACUAUUUUUUACGUUCCUUCAAAUUUUGCUGCACCAAUUAUUCCUAUUGACGCUGUAAAUGUAGGACGUGCCAGUGGUAACGAAAAGCCACAAAAACUUGAAACCAAGCAAUGGGAUCAGAUAUCCCAGCAAAUUCAGCAAGCUGUCCAGACUGGCUCAUCGCAGUUAGGUCCGCAGUUAAGCGAAGCAGCGACAGCAGCUUCCAGCGCAGCUGCAGCUGCAGGGCAGGGUUUAUUCCCUGCAUUAUUUCCACCUGGCGGCACUGCAACUACCACUACGACAGGAAAAGACGACAAACCUAAAAUCGCGUAUGAACUCCCUGCAAACACAGAAGCUUUGCUAACCCACAACGCUCGUAUAUUUGCAAUUACUCCGGCUGUUUCUCAUGUUGUCGAUUUCAUACACUCUCCCGUAUUGAUCAGCCCAAUUCCAGCCAUACGAGCUCGUAGCAUACAAGAAGAAGACAACCAGGCGCAACAGAUCACCACUUCAUUACUGGAAUCGAAACUUCCUGAAAAUUUACCUUUGACCAAGAGCAUUAAGGAUUUGGAAGGUGAACCUAAAAGCAAACCUUACUUGGAUAAUGCAAAUCCUAAUGCUAGCAGCAAAUUGUCACAAUCAGUGAAAGAAAAAAUCGAAGAAGAAGUUUUGCCAUCCCAACCAAUUAAACCUAUCAUUAAUACCAAGGAGAAAUAAAUUUUCUG
Molecule: messenger RNA, 1015 nt
Organism: Ceratitis capitata (Mediterranean fruit fly)
Lineage: Eukaryota; Metazoa; Arthropoda; Insecta; Diptera; Tephritidae
Exons: 3
Coding region: 105-1007 (300 amino acids)
Source: RefSeq, a predicted model, not a curated record